Messenger RNA from Spirodela intermedia, 285 nucleotides. The record is from the annotation of a GenBank genome assembly. NCBI's taxonomy places the organism in Eukaryota, Viridiplantae, Streptophyta, Magnoliopsida, Alismatales, Araceae.
AUGGUCUGUGCAGGGCUGAUUGGCAGCCACGGCGGCCACCGCACGGCCGGCGGCUACGCCCUCGUGGUGCUGGCGGUGGCGGGCGUCGCGCUGGGACUGCGGAUCCUCCUCUUCGGCCUCGCCCGAUGGCUACAGCGGAGGCGGCAGGCGGCGGAGGGGCGGCGGUGCUUGGGCGGCGGCGUCUCAGCGGUGACCUGCGCUGCCGACGGAUGCCCUCUUUGCAGGUGCAACCCGCUGCCCAUUUUACCGAGUCCCCCCCGCUUCCCUCCCUCCUGGAAUAGAUGA